Molecule: messenger RNA, 2154 nt
Organism: Phytophthora sojae
Lineage: Eukaryota; Oomycota; Peronosporomycetes; Peronosporales; Peronosporaceae
Exons: 6
Coding region: 1-2154 (717 amino acids)
Biological process (GO): mRNA 3'-end processing
Cellular component (GO): nucleus
Molecular function (GO): mRNA binding; protein binding
Source: RefSeq, a predicted model, not a curated record
AUGGCGGGAUCCGACAGCUCCGAGGAGGACGAGCCCAUCGCGGCGCCGCAGCCGACCCCCGCGCCCCCCAAGGCGUGGAUGGACGAAGACGCCGACGAGGAGGAGGAGGACGCCGACCUGACGCAGCUGCAGCGCCAGCGCACGCCCAAGUUCAAGCGCUGCGUGGCCGCCGUGGAGAAGGACGCGUGGAACGCCGACGCCUGGAUCGCGCUCAUGAACGAGGUGCAGCUGCUGCCCGUGGCCGAGGCGCGCGAGCACUACGAGGCGUUCCUCAAGCUGUUCCCGACCUCCGGCCGCUGGUGGAAGCUCUACGCCGAGCACGAGCUGCGCGAGAAGCAGUACGACCGCGUGCAGGAGAUCAUCAAGAAGUCGCUCAUGCAGCUGCGCUGCCCCAACGUGGACCUGUGGCGCUUCUACCUGGACUUCACCAAGGUCGUCAAGCUGGACGUGGCCGUGGACUCGAAGGAAGCGGCGGCCAUCGCCACCGCCAGGCAGCUCAUGGUGGACGCCUUUGAGCUCGCCAUCGAGCGCGUGGGCGGCUCCAUCCACGCGGCCCCCAUCUGGCAGAUGUACUUGACGUUCGUGCAGGAGGAGCAGGACCCGCAGGCCUUUUUGAAUGUGAGGAAGCUGUACCACCGCAUGGUCAUGGUGCCGCUCAAUGGCAUGGAUACGAUCUGGAGGGACUACGAGAAGUUCGAGCGCGCCAUCCCGAACAACGAGGCGCUGGCGCAAAACUUUUUCAAGGUCUUCAGACCAAAGUUCGACGCCGCGCGCGCGGUCUUGAGGGACCGCAAGAAACUCUAUGAUCAGGUGAACGCCAACGCGCUCGCGGUGCCUGCCACCAGCUCUAGAGCUGAUGCGGCGGACAUGGCCAACUGGCAGAAGAUUCUCGCGCUCGAGAUGGGCAACCCGGAGAGAUUGGACGCGUUGCGCCUCAAGUCGCGCAUGCGCUACACGCUCGAACUCUUCGUCAGCGUGAAGCGGCACUACCCGGAGGCGUGGUACCAGUACGCGUCCUACGAGAACCAAGUGAACGACCCGGAAGCUGCGGCCAGUGUGUUUGAACGCGCAAUUGAGGCGAUUCCAGACUCGAGUUACCUACACUUCGCCUUUGCUGACCACCACGAGCUGCGGGGAGAUAUUCCUGCCGCAAAGGCCAUCUACGAGAAACUGCUUAAGGAUCACGCGUCGGCGCUAGCGUAUGUGACAUACCAACGCUUUGCGCGACGUGCGUAUGGGGCGAAGGGAUUGAGCGAGGCUCGUGCAAUUUUCAAGAGAGCUCGCAAAGACGAGCGAGAAGGAGCGUGCACCUACCACGUCUUCGCUGCAUCGGCGCUACUGGAGUUCUACAGCGACAACUCAGAGAGUGGGAAAGACAUCGCCUUGAAGAUCUUCGAGUUGGGCUUGAAGAAGUGCAUUCAGGAACCCGCAUAUGUGUUGUGCUAUUUGGAUUUCCUUGGUCACUUAAAUGAUGACAACAACAUGCGGUCUUUGUUCGAGAAGGUGUUGUCUGUCAUGCCUGCAGAAGUAUCGCGCCCGAUUUGGGAUCGCUACGUGGAGUUCGAGCACACGAUGGUUGCUAGCGGCGGUGACCUUGCCGCUGUGGCUAAGGUAGAAGCCCGACGAGCGCUGGCGUUCCCGGAUGAACCUUUUGUUGAGAUGAAAGGUUUGCUGAGCAUCGCUCACCGUUACUCGUUCUUGGACUUGCGACCACCGACGACCGUGAUGAUGGAGCUGAAGAUGGAGAAGGAAUGGGAGGCGCAGGAUUCGGAGGGGGCUUUGGACUCGACAUGGACAGGCGCGCAAAUUCCGGGCCCUCCGCUACCCGACUUCUUGAAGGAGUUCGCAGGAAUGCUGCCUUUGAACCUGCCUUGGAAUGGGCCAAUCGCUGAUGUGGAGCAUAUCUUCCGCGCAAUGCUGCUCGUUGACUUCCCGCCGCGCUCGCGCAUCGAGCAGAUGGCUCAGCAGCAGCAACAACAAAUGCAGCAGCAGUUAGCUCUUCAGCACCAGCAGCAGCUCCAGCAGCAAGCUGCUGAGGCUGAGAAAAAUAGCGGACUCGGCGACGACGAUGGUGCCUCUGGAGUGGUGAGCAAGCGACCGGCGCACGACAUCUUCCGCUCACGUCAGAAACAAAAGCUGUCGAAGCUCGGAUAA